UGUUUGUCGCCUCUGAGACGCCGUAGCGGAUGCGUGCGCAGUUUCCUACCGCUCCAGCCUGAGCAGGAAGCAAGCAGAGUCCAGUGAAAGUGAGCGAACUAUCAAAACAAACUGACAUUUUUGAAUCACUCCCAGUUUUUCUGUUGCCAACGGUUUGAACAAUCACCAUGGACGGUGUGCCGACGCCUCUGCGGUGCUUCAGUGAGCAACACUCUGGAGAAAUGCUGGCGGACGAUGGAGUGGAGACGGUGACUUCAGUGGAGCAGAAAAAAGUGGAACACAGCAUUGAAGAAAUCAUCAGCGUUUACAAGCAAAUCCACAGCUUACCACAGCCAACAUUGUUACGGGAACAACACUACCAAUAUCUCAAGAAGGGCUUACGUCACUUAUCAGAUGCUUAUGAGUGUCUGGAUGCUAGCAGACCAUGGCUUUGCUUCUGGAUUCUUCACAGUCUGGAGUUACUAGAGGAGCCCAUUCCUGCUGCUGUCGCCUCAGAUGUGUGUCAGUUUCUUGCACACUGUCAAAGUCCAACUGGAGGUUUUGCUGGAGGACCAGGGCAACACGCUCACCUGGCACCCACCUACGCUGCUGUCAAUGCCCUCUGCAUCAUCGGCACAGAAGAGGCCUAUAACAUUAUAGACAGGGAGAAGCUGUUAGAUUUCCUAUGGUCAGUGAAGCAGCCAGAUGGCUCCUUUGUGAUGCACGUUGGAGGGGAGGUGGAUGUCAGGAGUGCAUAUUGUGCAGCCUCAGUAGCAUCGCUCACAAACAUCCUCACACCUAAGCUGUUUGAGGACACAACCAACUGGAUCCUCAGGUGUCAGAACUGGGAGGGUGGACUCAGUGGAGUACCAGGUUUGGAGGCACAUGGUGGUUACACUUUCUGUGGCACAGCCGCCCUUGUCAUCCUGGGCAAAGAACACAUGCUGGAUCUCAAAGCCUUGCUGCGGUGGGUGGUCAGCAGACAGAUGCGAUUCGAGGGAGGUUUCCAAGGCCGCUGUAAUAAACUGGUGGACGGCUGCUACUCUUUCUGGCAAGCUGGACUCUUGCCUCUGCUACACAGAGCCUUAUUCAAAGAAGGAGAGUCAGAGCUGAGUCGGCAGCGGUGGAUGUUUGAGCAGCAAGCCUUGCAGGAGUACAUCCUCCUGUGCUGUCAGAACCCAACAGGGGGCCUUUUGGACAAGCCUGGCAAAUCCAGAGAUUUUUACCACACGUGUUACUGUCUGAGCGGCCUCUCCAUAGCGCAGCACUUUGGAAACAUGGACCUCCAUCAUGAGAUGAUCCUCGGCAGGGAAGAGAACAGAUUGGCUCCAACUCAUCCAGUUUACAACAUUUGUCCAGAGAAGGUGGCUCAGGCCCUGCAGCACUUUCAUCAGCUGCCCAUACCCGAAGACAACAGGCAGCCGGGGGCCUCUGCUAAAAGGCUGUCCGAGCCCACCACAGCCUCUACAUCAGCUGACCUUUGGUCCUAGUUAGCCCUCAGUGAGGUGUCACUGUGUGUGAAUUAUCCGACUCCGGGAUCGAACUCGGGCCAGGAAACAGCAGUCGGGUCUGAUGUGGACAAGUCCAAGAAGCAGCAGGAUGGUGGACCUUCAGCAGCAAUGAAGGCUGGAGUAUAGGAAUAAUUUGCUUGAGUAAAGGUCAACAGUAAUGCGUGGGCAGCUUCACUUUCAGCUGAAUUUUGCUUGCUAUUGUUUUCAACCUCUGAAAUAAAAGUGGAACUUUC
This is a messenger RNA of Acanthochromis polyacanthus (spiny chromis), 1723 nucleotides long. RefSeq names its product farnesyltransferase, CAAX box, beta (gene fntb). Gene Ontology annotation, biological process: protein farnesylation. The record is from RefSeq and is a predicted model, not a curated record. The transcript has 12 exons. The coding region runs from base 168 to 1469 and encodes 433 amino acids. Gene Ontology annotation, cellular component: protein farnesyltransferase complex. Gene Ontology annotation, molecular function: protein farnesyltransferase activity. Lineage: Eukaryota; Metazoa; Chordata; Actinopteri; Pomacentridae.